Molecule: messenger RNA, 1610 nt
Organism: Mycotypha africana
Lineage: Eukaryota; Fungi; Mucoromycota; Mucoromycetes; Mucorales; Mycotyphaceae
Exons: 3
Coding region: 246-1475 (409 amino acids)
Biological process (GO): protein hydroxylation; negative regulation of gene expression; positive regulation of translational termination
Cellular component (GO): nucleus; cytoplasm
Molecular function (GO): sequence-specific DNA binding; histone H4R3 demethylase activity
Source: RefSeq, a predicted model, not a curated record
AAUAUAUAAAGCAAAAUGUACAAACUCAUUUAUAUAAGAGUCGGUUCUCUGGUCUCUCAUAACUAUAUGGCUCAUAACUCUUAUAAGGGUCAAUUCUUAAUGCAACAUUUUGGCAUUUGGCCGAAAAAUUCAUGCGGUACGUUACUGUUGAUUGGCCAGGGAAAAAAAAAACUAUAGAGUGUCACUGUCUAAAUUGACCACAAAGCAACAGCAGCUUUUCAAAGAUAAGAGGUCGAUCUGGUGAAAUGACCGAGAAGAUUUCCAAUGUUGACGACGAUCUUCACAUUCCGUACUAUGAAGUUCCUCCUACGUACGAAGAAUUUUUAGAAAAUCACCUUAUUCCCAAUAAGCCUUGCAUUAUUGGCCCUGCUUUCAUCGAUAAUUGGAAGGCUAGAAAAGAGUGGAUUGUGCCUGUGGAUAAUUUAGAUGAAGUAGCCGAGAAUAUCCGACCCAAAUAUAAACCUAACUAUCAAUAUAUGCGGAAGCAUUUUGGAAGCGCUGAAAGUCAAGUCGCUAAAUGUAACCAACGUCAUUUCACGGAUCAGUGGAGAGAGUCCAUGUCCUUUGAACAAUUUGCAGAUCUAUGGGAAGCCGAUGACGGUAAAGAGUCUCUCUGGUACUUUAAAGACUUUCAUAUGAUGAGAACGUUUCCAGACGACAAGUUUUAUAAAGUUCCCAACCUAUUCGAAGAUGAUUGGCUCAAUGAAUAUUGGUUACAGAAAGGCGAUGAUGAUUAUAGAUUCUCUUAUAUUGGAGGACAUACAACGUUCACGCCUCUUCAUGCUGAUGUUCAUAGAUCUCAUUCCUGGUCAAGCAAUAUUUGUGGUGUAAAGAAAUGGACGAUGUUUCCACCAAAUCAAGAAGAGUGUUACAAAGACAAAUAUGGAAAUCAAGUAUAUGAUGUCCGUCACGUUGACCCAGACCAGUUUCCUCGUUUUAAUGAAGCACGCAGAGUCGUCAUCUAUCAAAGAGAUGGCGAAACCAUGUUUAUUCCUUCUGACUGGUUCCAUCAAGUGGAGAACAUUGGCGCUGCUAUAUCACUCAAUCACAAUUGGAUUAACGCAAACAAUAUUAUGCAUACUUACCGCUCACUCAAGAAGGAUUAUGACGACUGCAGGAAAUCCAUUGAGGAUAUUCAAGAGAGUGUGGACGAGGCCGAGUUUCUCCAAGAAUGUCAGAAAUUACUGCUUAUGCAUGCCGGAUGGAACUGGCGUACAUUUUUGUCCAUGCUUUCCUGCGUCGUCAAGAAUAGAUAUAAUGCUUUAGUUGUAGGCAAAGAGCUAUCGAAGAAUCAACCUGACUUGACGUAUCAGAUGGAUAAGAUAGAAGAAGUCUUGGACAAAUGGUUUGAAGAUGAAGGUGGUGAUCUCGUAAAGUACUUCAAGGCUGAAGAUGAUGUGCUGUAUGAUGAGUACCAAGAUUUGAAGCGAAAUAUAACCAAGAUACGCGAGCUUCACGCGCUGAACCAUUCAUAGAUGUCUACAACAACCACUUCAUCAUUCCCAAAUAGAACACAUUUUAUGGCUACUGUGUCGCCAAUGUCAAAAGCUAUACAAUAGCGUUUUUAUUGUAGACAUUAUCAGAAAAUACUUUAUGUCUUUAAGAGCUAC